GGAAGAUAUGUAGUGGCGUUCAGCCUAUAGAUUAUGAAACUGAUGUCAAGCGUCUAAUGAACUGAGAGCGAUCAAAAUGGCAGCCCACAUGCGGACAUGUUUCCAAUUUCAACUGAAAAUACCCGUUAUUGCGAGAUCUUUUCGCAAAAGAGAAUAUUUAGCGUCAUCAUACAUUAGCAAUGUUUGUAAAUCAUCCAAAUGCUACUAUUGCCACAGAUCUUUGCUACAGAAAAACAUGAAAAAACCAGUUGAACUUGAAAGGACAUUGCAUCAGAAGAAUAAUAACUCUUUAUGUAAUACAUAUUCAAACGCACGUUUGUUGUCAACUGGACAUUCUUACCUCUCUCAUGUAUCACGAACUUUAAAGGAAAACAAUUAUUUUUCGUAUGGAGGAUCAUCUAACCGUAAUCAGAUUGCAUGGUAUAGUUCUAGUAGCAAUGCUGCCUCAGGAGCUCAGGGGUCUGAGGGUGACGGUGAAGAUGAUCCUGAUAAUGUUGAUGCAGAGCCAGAAAUUGUAUCUCCAGUAUCAAACUAUCCAGUUAAUGCCAUAGCCACUUUGUCUGUUCCUGAGGUGUUGCCCAAUGUCCCUGUCAUAGCCACCAACAGAUUUCCAAUCUUCCCUCGUUUCCAAAAGAUUAUAGAGAUAGAGGACAAAAUGAUCUGGAAAUUCAAUAAGAAAUGCAGUACAACCAUUACAGAGAAAACCUCUUUGAUCAGAGAGGUUCAAUUGAUAGAAAAUAAAAUAAGAAUGACCAUCCAGGGUCACAGAAGAAUAUCGAUUGUGAAGCAGUUGCAAGAGCUUGGUUUAGAUACUAGAGUUGAAGAAAAUAUAACUGAAAAGCCGCAGAAAAUGACCAGAAAAGAAAGAAGAAAUGGACUUUUAAAAACGGAAGAAGAAGAAGCCGAGAUUAAAGAGGAUGUGUCACCACAAGAGGAAAUGCUCAAAGGGGAGAUACUGGAUGGUGUUUUAAUGGUGGAAACUGAAAAUGUGAAACAUGAGCCUUUUACAACAACCGAUGAGAUUAAGGCUUUAACAGCAGGUGUUGUUCAAACUAUAAGAGACAUCAACGUUCUUAACCCUUACUUCAGUGCAAGCCUGGCAAUACAAGUUGGUGAAAGAGUCAUUGAUAAUCCUGUGUUCUUGAGUGACAUGGGAGCUGCCAUGACAUCUGCUGAGCCAGAAGAGUUACAGAAAGUUCUUGAGGAAACAAAUAUACCACAACGUCUUAUGAUGGCUCUAUCAAUGUUGAAGAAGGAAUAUGAACUAAGUAAAUUACAGCAGAAAAUUGGGAAAGAGGUUGAAGAGAAGGUAAAGAAACAACACAGGGAGUAUAUUCUACGUGAACAACUGAAAGUUAUCAAAAGAGAACUGGGUUUAGAGAAAGAUGAUAAAGAUGCUAUUGGAGAGAAAUUCCUUGGGAGGAUUAAGGAUCUGACUGUACCGGAGCAUGUUAUGACUGUGAUAAAUGAAGAACUCAACAAAUUGUCUACCCUUGAUAACCAUUCAUCAGAAUUUAAUGUGACAAGAAAUUAUCUAGACUGGUUGACCAACUUGCCAUGGGGAAAAUAUAGUGAAGAAAAUCUAGAUCUGCAACAGGCAAAAGAAAUAUUAGAAGAAGACCACUAUGGUAUGGAGGAUGUUAAAAAGAGAAUAUUGGAAUUUAUAGCUGUUAGUCAGCUGAAGGGUAGUACUCAAGGCAAGAUUCUGUGUUUUCAUGGUCCACCAGGUGUGGGGAAGACCAGUAUAGCUAAGUUUAUUGCCAGGGCAUUAAAUAGAGAGUAUUUCAGAUUUAGUGUAGGAGGUAUGACAGACGUGGCAGAGAUCAAAGGUCAUCGAAGGACAUAUGUUGGCGCCAUGCCAGGAAAAAUUAUCCAAUGCUUGAAGAAGACUAAAACAGAAAACCCAUUAGUUUUAAUUGAUGAAGUUGACAAGAUUGGUAAAGGACACCAGGGUGAUCCAGCAUCGGCACUGUUAGAGUUGUUGGACCCUGAACAAAAUGCUAACUUUCUCGAUCAUUAUCUAGAUGUGAACGUUGACCUCUCUAAGGUACUGUUCAUUUGUACAGCCAAUAUAAUAGACACAAUACCAGAACCUUUAAAAGACAGGAUGGAGCUGAUUGAUGUGUCCGGAUAUGUUGCUGAGGAAAAACUAGCUAUAGCUGAGAGAUACCUUAUACCCCAAGCCCAAGAACACACUGGAAUCAAGUCAGAUCAGGUGACAAUAUCCCAGGAUGCCAUGCAGGAACUUAUAAAAUGUUACUGUCGAGAGAGUGGUGUGAGAAAUCUUCAAAAACAUGUAGAGAAGAUAUAUAGGAAAACUGCACUGAAGAUUGUUUCAGAAAAUAUAGCCAGUAUAAGUGUAGAUUUGGAUAAUUUACAAGACUUUGUUGGGAAGCCUCUGUUUACCAAGGAGAGGAUGUAUGAUAUUACACCUCCUGGUGUUGUUACAGGACUUGCAUGGACAGCCAUGGGUGGAUCAACUCUCUACAUCGAGACGGUAUUAAAGAAGGCUGUUGACCUUGAAAGUAAAGAUUCUGGUGAUCUUCAGGUUACAGGUAACCUUGGUAACGUAAUGCAGGAGAGAGUAUUACAACCCUAUUCAUUACUUUUGCAGGGAGCCACACCAAAAGAUGGACCAAGUGCUGGUGUUACCAUAGUUACAGCAUUAUUGUCUCUAGGUCUGGAUAAGCCAUGUAGACAAGAUCUAGCUAUGACAGGAGAAAUUUCACUAACAGGAAAAGUAUUGCCUAUAGGUGGAGUGAAAGAAAAAGUGAUAGCCGCAAAGCGGUCUGGUAUGAAAUGUGUCAUCUUGCCGGAAGAUAAUCGUAAAGACUUUUCUGAUUUACCAGAAUUUAUAGCACAAGGAAUAGAAGUUCAUUAUGCUGACACAUACGAAGAUGUAUUUCGAGUUGUUUUCCCGGACAUUACCCCACCCAGCUGAUGAUGGUCAUGAUUAAUUGGGUCAAAAUAACUGUGUUCUGAUCAUACGCAUUAUUUACUCUAAAGUCUUGCUCUAGUUGACUCAGCAUAAUGAUAAAAUACUGUGAAACCUUUGUUAAUGGCCACUUGUUAACAGAGACCAUCUGUUUAUAAAGAUCAAGUAGAUAAUGAUUUUCAAGAUAUUUUGAAAUAAAGAUAUAUUAGGUUUAUUUGUGCUAGAACGUUGGAUAUGAAAGUGAAUUCUGUGAAUAUGCAUGUCAGAGAUUAACAUUUGUGAUAUAUACUUAUACAGUAAAUAAUCUGAAAACUGGGCCCUGUCCGGACUUGACCAAAAGACCGGUUUUCAGAAGAUUCCGGUUUUCAGAGGUUUUAUAUAUUUAUUGAUGAUUAUGAUGUGUUUAAACAAUGACUUUAUUCAAUCAUUUGGUAUUAACUAUUCAACCCUUUUGUAUAAGUCAUAUUUGAUUUUUUUUGCAAUAGCUGUCUUUAAGUUAUUUUAUUAUGCAAAUCCAUGAAUCUUAUUCAGAAAAUUAGAAAUUAAAUCAACACAUUGUCUGAAAUAUAUUAUUAUAUCUUUUCAUUGGCUUCUGAAAUAUGCAAUUAAUGGAAAUUAGUAUUACUAUUUUUGCAUAAACUUAAUGUCCAAACAAGAUAACUUCAAGAUCAAACAGGAAUCAUUUAACAAAAGUUUCCCAAUUCUUUUCUACAUUUUAUAUGGAGAAAACCUAAACAAAUGAAAAACAUUUUGAAAAUCGUACCUAUACAGCAGGGAAAGGCACAAUUAAUCAUGAUGAAAGGGCUAUAAUUUAAUUGCCAAUAAGAAAUUAACACACACUGACAAGUUUUUUCACACCUGCAUAGAUAAAAAGGGAGUGUAGGACAAAAGCCCUCCCGUCAAAAAGUGACAAGGCGGACAAAAGCCCUCCCGUGAAAAUGACAAGGUGGACAAAAGUCCUCCCGUGAAAAUGACAGGGCGGACAAAAGCCCUCCCGUAAAAAUGACGUGGCGGACAAAAGCCAUCCCGUGAAAAUAAUAGGGCGGACAGAAGUCAAUCACUUUAAAAAGUGACUUUGUAUUUAACGAAUUUCGUGUAAAAAGUUAAAGUUUCUCUGCCCAGUCAUUUUCAUGGGAGGGUUUUUGCCCGCCCUGUUAUUUUCACAGGAGGGCUUUUGUCCGCCCUGUCAUUUUCACGGGAGGGCUUUUGUCCGCCUUGUCAUUUUUUGACGGGAGGGCUUUUGUCUGGGAGGGCUUUUGUCCGUUUCCCGGCUUUUACAUUAUUUGUAGAUGUCCACUUUGCAAUGAGAGAUGCAAAAUUUCUAUGGUCAUGGAAAUUUAUUUUCACAAAAGAAGACUUAAAAGCAUUUUCCUAUACAAGUCUACAUAAACUAAGUAAUCCUGGGCACCCAAGUGGCAUGAUUUAUAUAACGGUUGUAGAAGACCACAAAUAAGUGAUGCUACAAGCAAAAUAUCAUAGAUCUUGGCAUUGUCAUUUCAAAGAAGAUUUUUGAGACAUUUUUACUUUACAAUUAUGUAACUUUUGGGUCUACGAAGCAAUGCUACAUGCCAAAUAUUACAUCUCUUAGCAUUAACAUAGUUUCACAAAAAGAAGAUUUAAAUGAUUUUCCUUAUACAAGAGUAUAUAAUCUGUAACAGAACGACUUUUGAUUAACUUACAUUUUUAUGAAUUGUUUACUUUCCACAAUGGUUUUUUUCAUGGAGGCAUCCAUUUUGAUUGUCUUGCCAAGUACAUUAUAAAAGAAGUAAUUUGAUUGACUCUUAUCAAUUAUAAUAAACGAAUCAAUUUUUAGAUUAUUUUCAUUAUUAUCUAAUCAAUUGUUAUACAAAUAAAUAGCCGAAAUUUGUCAUUGUUAGUUCGGUACUGCAUCAUCUAGGUCAUUACAAAAAGGCUCAAGCCUUGACUUUAAAUAAAGACUUCGGUCUUAAAGUAAACACUUCCAAGUGUUAAUUCAAAUCGACUGCUUACUGUCAAUUUAUAACUCCAUAAAGCUGUACUAAUCUUAAAUAGGAAUCUUUACUAAAAAAAUUAUUUAAUAAACUUUUCAUUCAUAGACAUAUUAUAUUCAUAAUUGGGACUUGAUGAUUAAAAGAUUAUUGUUUAUUUAAAUUUA
Ruditapes philippinarum (Manila clam) is the source of this 5069-nucleotide messenger RNA. RefSeq names its product lon protease homolog, mitochondrial-like. Lineage: Eukaryota; Metazoa; Mollusca; Bivalvia; Venerida; Veneridae. Bases 77 to 2941 code for a protein of 954 amino acids. Gene Ontology annotation, biological process: proteolysis; protein catabolic process; mitochondrion organization. The record is from RefSeq and is a predicted model, not a curated record. Gene Ontology annotation, cellular component: mitochondrial matrix. Gene Ontology annotation, molecular function: single-stranded DNA binding; serine-type endopeptidase activity; ATP-dependent peptidase activity. The transcript has 23 exons.